This is a messenger RNA of Australozyma saopauloensis, 2319 nucleotides long. Its product is annotated as ssDNA-dependent ATPase. Gene Ontology annotation, cellular component: nucleus. The record is from RefSeq and is a predicted model, not a curated record. The transcript has a single exon. Bases 1 to 2319 code for a protein of 772 amino acids. Gene Ontology annotation, biological process: DNA-templated DNA replication; DNA synthesis involved in DNA repair. Gene Ontology annotation, molecular function: enzyme activator activity; ATP hydrolysis activity; single-stranded DNA helicase activity. Lineage: Eukaryota; Fungi; Ascomycota; Pichiomycetes; Serinales; Metschnikowiaceae.
AUGAAGAGAAACGAUUUGUUUGUUAAAGCUCGUAAAAACCUUCUUUUUUCGCUAAAAAAAUCUCGAUUGUCUUUCUAUAUCAGGUAUCAAUACCUGCAGACUAACCAGACCAAAUUUCCACUACUGAAGUGGACCAAUUGUCGAAUGGAAGAGGCGUGCCCGCUCUGUUUUAAAAGCUUUCCGCUCAAAUUUCUUGAGCGGCAUGUCAAUUCCUGUCUAGAUACGGUCGGCACCGAAAAAGAAGAGACGCGGAAGAGCCCUGAGGCGGAGAAAGAGAGACAAAACGCAUUCACAGCACUUGGACUCCGUUCAGAUUCGAAAAAAGCCGCCGAUAAGAAUAAGAAAGGAGGUGCAACAUUGACCAGUAUCUUGUUGGCCGAAAAGCGAUUGAAAAAGAAGCAGGAAGACCUCGAACGGCGCAUCAGUUCUGAACUGAAUGCUGAAAAGUUGCCGGAGAGACAUGUGAUUGAUCUUGUUGAUAGCAUUGAUGUGGAGCCAAAGUCUGAAAAUGAUCAAUUGCUGAGUUCUGUGCCUACAAAUAUUGCUGCAGCCGAGAUAACACCUGUCAGUUCUCAGCACAAGACUCAAACACAAGAAUCGAUGGACUUAGAUCAGGAAGACGAAGAAGAUCAAUCGGCACUGCUUGCAUCUGCAUCAGCACUUUUACCUCAGAAAGUUUUGCUGCCUCACGAAGAGUAUAGCAAGCUAAAACGAGAGUCAGAGUAUCCAUUGGCCCAUAGACUCAGGCCCACGUCUCUCGAUGACUUCUUCGGUCAGGAAAAGCUCGCGGGCGAGAAUGGCAUUUUGCGCAACUUCAUUGCCGCGCAGAAUAUUCCCUCAUUUAUAUUAUGGGGUGUUCCAGGAGUUGGGAAGACUUCAUUGGCACGAAUUGUAGCCUCUUCAUCCAAACAUCGUUUUGUGGAGCUCUCUGGUACCGACAGCAAUGCUAAGAAACUUCGUGAGACUUUUGAAACGGCUCAGAAUGAAAAGCUGCGGUCGGGGACGAAGACGAUUCUAUUUCUUGAUGAGAUCCAUAGAUUCAACAGAGCUGUCCAAGACCUUCUUCUCCCUGCAAUUGAGAAGGGAGUCGUGACUGUGAUUGGAGCCACUACUGAAAAUCCCUCGUUUUCGUUGAACAAUGCCCUCUUGUCCAGAAUGCAUACGUUUGUUAUGGAGCCUCUCUCUCAUGAGGCUUUAGUCCGAAUAUUGAGUAAGGGACUUCUUCUUCUCAACAAAUCCCGAAAAAUCGUUUACAAGCUCCACCUUAUGGCUUUCAGCAAAGAAUCGCUUGACUACAUAGCCCAGUUGAGCACAGGUGAUUCACGGGUAGCCCUUAAUUUAUUGGAAUCUGUAAAUGCGUAUCUCUCGGGGCUUCAGUUCAAGUCCAUUGAUAUUCAGGAUGAAAGCAAUGAAACUUUUGAAAUCCCACCCAAAACUGGAAUCAUCAAGGUCUCAUUAGAUAAGCUUAAACCAUUACUCAAGACUAGAAACUUCCAACAAUCCUACGAUCGUAAAGGCGACAAUCACUACGAUACAAUAAGUGCCUUUCACAAAUCUGUUCGCGGCUCUGAUGCAGACGCUGCAUUGUUUUAUCUUGUUAAAAUGUUACACGGCGGUGAGGAUCCCCUUUUCAUCAUACGCCGAAUGAUAGUCAUUGCAAGCGAAGAUAUCGGACUUCGCGACCUGACAUGUCUCCCUUUUGCCAUUGCAGCACUUGAGGCCCUUCAAUUUGUGGGAAUGCCAGAGGGAGAAAUCAUCUUGGCGCAUUGUGCGGUAAAGCUAGCUCGAGCCCCCAAAUCAACGAAACUGUACCGAGCACUUCGAAAUGCGCAGGCGCUACUCAAAGAAAAUCCUCAAAUAGCUCAAUUGCCAGUUCCAAUCCACCUUCGCAACGCUCCAACUGCCCUUAUGAAAGAGUUAGGCUAUGGUGAGCUGUACAAGUACAAUCCGAACUUUCAACAUGGAUUGGCAAAACAAAACUUUCUUCCGCCUGAGGUCAAAGAUCUCCAUCUAGUAGAAGAGACCCAUUUGGGCCUAAAUGUGGAUGACAAUGUCGAUAAGAGUGAGUAUGAGGCAGCGGAAAAAGAAGAACAAGAAUACAAAUCGUUUAAAGCUCUACGGAAGAGUCAAAUCAUGGAUCAGAUGGCAAACUUUCGAAGGAGACACAAAAAGAGAAAGUUUCGCGCGAGCGAUUAUCUCUCUUCUGAUGAUAGAGCCGAAGGACUUUCCAGCUACGACGAAAAUCUCAGUAAAGACGCACAGCCUGAGUAUUUCGAUGGAACUGAGAUGGAUAAAUAUUCACAAGGGCUUGCUGAUUAG